CAUAUCAGUUAUAUUUACGAUAUACCAUGGCCAUGGUUGAUUCCAUCACCGUUGUGAUUCACGAAAAGGUCGAGGGUGUUGUUUUGAGCGACUUGCAGCCCCAAGACGCAGCACAUUCUGGAAAUGAUUCACAGAAAGAAACUAAUUGUCAAGGACAAAAUUCGUUUCCGAAGAGAUUUCGAAAUUUAGCCCGAUCAAAUUUCGCAUGCACUGAUAUUUUCUUGAAGGUAACCUACAUCUUUCUAUGUAUUCCGUGGUUCAUCUCCACAAUAUUUUUCUCCAUAUUCGACACGAAAUGCGUUAUCUUCGAAGAAGCUUCAGUGAUAAACUGCACCCAAAAUUUCUUGAUCUCAAAUCCAACGCACUGGGUCUUUGCUUGGCUUUUGAUGUCAAUCAUUGCUUCAAUUCUGCUCAUCGCUAUCAUUCGCUUAAAUCACAAGAAGAUGAACUAUCAAACCGAGAAAGCGAAGAGUAUCUUAAAAAAAGGCUAUUUUGGUUCGUUCGUAUUCUUGCUGCUGAUUUCACUUGUCUACUAUGUCAUUCGAAUCUACGCCACCAGAUCAGAAAAGACCAGUAUCUCGAUUUCAAUUCUUGUGUUCCUUUGGUUGCCCGUCACUGUGGUACUUAUCUGCUGCCUGAAUUACUUACCUCGUGUACACUGGGCCACAACAGUGAAUGCACCGCGUUUCACAAUCGUUUGGUGGAAAGAUUGCCUCAACAAAAAUUCAAAUUUUAUUAUCUAUUGGCUGGCUCUUGUGAUGCAUUUCAUCGAGGUAACCUCUAAAGUGGCCUCCAUAAUGCUUGACGUGGCGCUCGAAGUCGCCCCCCUGAUCGAAAACAAGUUAUCAGAUGAAUCAAACCAGUUCCGGGGGGUGUUAGUAAUAGUGAUUGGUUUCAGAUUGGCAUUUCACGUACGCGUUUUGUCCUUUUUCUGGGAGAAGCUUUUUCAUGGGGAAAAGGAUUUGUUUACAGAGCCAAACCAGAGACUUUUUGAGGAGCCGUUAGUACAAAAAAGCCAGCAAGAUGAAUUUGAAAAAACAUUUAAGUUAGAAGAAGUAAUCUGCUCAUAGAAAAACGAAAUGCACGCAUAGUACAUUAUUGCUUUAUGCCGUUUUUAAUGGCACUUUUACGCUUAGAUUAACGCUUACCGGCAAACCCCUAACCACAAACGGCAAACAUAAAGGAACAUUGGCAACAAAAUUCUGUUUCCUCACUCGAGAGUAGGAGCGGAUCCGGACUGAUGCGACUGAGACUGAUGCGCAGAAAGCUACACAAGCUUUAGAGUUAGCGGUUUGCCAUGAACGUCAAUCUUUUUGUUCGCGCGAUAUAAAU
This is a messenger RNA of Dendronephthya gigantea, 1332 nucleotides long. RefSeq lists its product as uncharacterized. The transcript has 2 exons. The record is from RefSeq and is a predicted model, not a curated record. NCBI's taxonomy places the organism in Eukaryota, Metazoa, Cnidaria, Anthozoa, Malacalcyonacea, Nephtheidae. The coding region runs from base 27 to 1070 and encodes 347 amino acids.